AUGGAGAGUGUAACAUGUGUCCCAUCUUUAAUUGAAACAUUUUCCGAUGAUGUAUUUUUUGAUGUCUUCGAUCGUCUAUCAUCCAUGGAUUUAUACAAAGCCUUUGAUGGACUUAAUAAUCGUUUCACUGCAAUAUUAAAUGACCAUCGUAUGCAUUUUCGUGAUAAUAUUUCAUGUUUGAAUUUAGACGAAUUUCAUUCGUAUAUUGAAAAUAUUCUUCCAAAAAUUAUCGAUCGUCUUGUUUCAUUUACAUUCGGAACAUAUGAUACUGAUGAGUAUCAACAAGUUACUUUAUUUUUACAUAAAUAUUCUAUUGAUUUAAGUUGUUUUAAACACCUUCGUACAUUAGUUAUUAAUAAUAUUGAAAUAUCUGAUAUAUCUACUGUUCAAUUAGCACUUACUAAUCUUAUUCAUCUUGUUAACAUACGUUUAUCAGUCGAUAGUAAUGAUAUUGGAAAUUUGUCAUGCGUUCAUGUUGGUAACAGUCUUUUCGCUAGUCCUCGAUUAAAACAUGUUAAAAUGAAUAUGUGUUCUCGAACAACAUUUAAUAAUCUAGAUAAAAUAUCUAAUAUUACACAAUUAUCAAUUGUAUGGUGUCAAUUGCAAGAACUGACAUGUUUACUUCAGUAUACACCUAAUUUAUAUACUCUGAAGGCAACAAUUUGUGGAUUGGAGGAUGUAGACGAAUGGAAAGAAAAGAUUUGUGGGAAUUUCACUGGAAAGUAUUGCCUUCAUUUAAAUUCUCUUAAGUUAGUUGUGGAGUCAAUUUCAUUCGAUUAUCUUUUAUUAUUUCUUACUGAAUUAACUCAAUUGCGAUCUCUUUGGCUAUUGCUUAAUCAUCAUGAAUGUAUGAAUGUUGAAAAAUGGAAAAACAUUUUUCAAUCAUCUUUAUCAAAAGUCGAUCAAUUGGAUUUAACAAUAGCGUUGAUGAAACCAUUUGUAACUCAACAACUAUUGACGUUUUCAAAACCAUCUGAAAUAUGUGAAAAAUUUAAUACUAAAUUUUGGUAUAGUCGAGGUUGGCAUGCUAAAUUGAAUGAAUAUGAUCAUUGUAUACGAUUAAUCGUAUCAAAUAACUUGAUGCCAAUUAUUAAAAAAGCAAAACGAGAGUGA
Rotaria socialis is the source of this 1113-nucleotide messenger RNA. The record is from the annotation of a GenBank genome assembly. Lineage: Eukaryota; Metazoa; Rotifera; Eurotatoria; Philodinida; Philodinidae.